Messenger RNA from Hippoglossus stenolepis (Pacific halibut), 1809 nucleotides. RefSeq names its product vesicular inhibitory amino acid transporter-like. Gene Ontology annotation, biological process: amino acid transmembrane transport. Gene Ontology annotation, molecular function: amino acid transmembrane transporter activity. Bases 1 to 1809 code for a protein of 602 amino acids. Lineage: Eukaryota; Metazoa; Chordata; Actinopteri; Pleuronectiformes; Pleuronectidae. The transcript is spliced from 7 exons. The record is from RefSeq and is a predicted model, not a curated record. Gene Ontology annotation, cellular component: vacuolar membrane.
AUGCUGGUUCUGACCCACAGCGAUGAGUUGAACAGAACCUACGGUGAGGAGAGUCGAUUUCCCUUUGACCACAUCGCAAACAAAAACACAAGCAGUCCCUCUCUGACUGAGCAGGACACCCCCGCCCUGAGAGAGAGGCCAGCUCCUGACCUGCCGGGAUCCAGCAGCACCUCAUGGCAUGGUGAUGGUCCAUCUUUUAAAGAGACCAGGGCUACUGUCAUCUCCACUGGACCCAGAACCAUCACCAUAACUUCCACAGUUUCCAGUGCAGACUCCCUGUGGCUCAGAAACACCUCGAGUUACGGCAAAGGAGAGAGAUCCUCUGAGAUGGAAGAGGACGCAACGGGAAGCAACAGUGAGGAGAAGCUGAGAUUCAAGGGUAAGAGGAGCAGAUCCAGUCGGAUGGAGGCAUCGUCUAAAGGGGAUAAUCAAGAGCAGAGACUUUCUGAGGAUGGAGAGGAGGGAAGGGAAGGAGCAUCUACGCACCGUGAAGAAGAGAGAGCAGGGCUGAGUUUGGCUGAUUCACUUCUGAGCCCCAACGCUGGCACCACGGGUCUGAAUCCAGCUCCCACCAUCACCGCCUGGGAGGCCGGAUGGAACGUGACAAACGCAAUACAGGGCAUCUUCGUGUUGGGUUUGCCGUUCGCUCUGGUCCGGUCCGGUUACGUGGGUCUGGUUGUGUUGGUUCUGUCGGCGUGGGUGUGUAACCACACAGGGAGCAUCCUGGUGGCCUGUCUGUAUGAAGAGGAACAAAGUCAGGGGGGGUCUGGCUCGGGGUCAAAGGUCAGAGUCCGGCACAGCUACCAGGACAUAGUGGAGGCCUGCUGCAAAGGACUGUGGCCCCACUGGCCUGGAGUGGGGGGGUGGAUGGUAAACGUAGCUCAGGUGGUUGAACUGUUGAUGACCUGCACCCUCUACCUGGUCGUCUCUACCAGCCUGUUGUCUGACAGUCUGUCUGGAAUGACUGUUCCCAGAUCAGUGUGUUCUCUGGUCUCGCUGGUGUUCCUGCUGCCCUGCCUGCUGCUGACUGACCUCAGACCAGUCUCCACACUCAGCCUGCUCUGCUCCCUGACUCACAUACUCAUCAGCCUGAUGGUGAUGCUGUACUGUCUGAGUCGAGCCAGCCGCUGGUCCUGGUCCUGUCUGUCUCUGUCUGUGGACCCGGAGGACUUCCUCGUCUCUGUUGGCGUCAUCAUCUUCUCCUACACCUCACAGAUCUUCCUCCCUCCUCUAGAGGGCAGCAUGGAGGACAGGGGGCAGUUUGAUGCUAUGCUGGGUUGGACCCACGCUGCUGCCUGCGUCAUGAAAACCAUGUUUUCUUUACUGGCCGUGUUGACCUGGGGUGCGGAGACCAGUGAGGUCAUCACAGAAAACCUGCCCUCUGACCUUCGACCUCUGGUCAACCUGUGUCUGUUGGCCAAAGCCCUGCUGUCCUACCCGCUGCCGUUUUACUCUGCUGCUGAAAUACUACAAACCUGUCUGCUGAAAGACUCCGCUGUCUCGUUGGGCUCCAAACCCGGGGGUGGAGGCGUGUCUCGUCCGGCCCUGCUGGUCCGCGGCGCCCUGCUGAUGACAUCGUCCCUGCUGGCCCUGCUGGUGCCCAGGUUCUCCCUGCUGAUGGGUUUGACAGGCAGCGUGACCGGGUCAGCCAUGACGCUCAUCCUGCCCUGUCUGUUUCACCUCAGACUUCGCUGGGGCCGCCUCACUGCGAGGGCCCGGCUGAUCGAUGCUGGUAUAUUGAGUCUGGGGGUCGUCUGCAGUGUGUCUGGUGUGAUUUGUUCGGUGAAGCGACUGGUGCAGGGACUGUAG